CUAGUUUGCUAUGCUACAGAAAUAGACCUCCUUGACACAUCCAGCAGAGAGCUUGUCCGCAUUGACUAAAAGCCACAACAGUUCAUUGAGUUUCUGUAGGUCAGCAGGAGACUCUUUUUUGAGAAUAAGAAAGUCGAAAUACAAAGUCAGAGCGGGUUAGAAGCGUCAGCAAAUUAUAUCUUAGAGGGGGAAUCCUAAAAAGCUGUCCUGUGUUAGCCAACCUGCAACCGGCUGCUCAAAGGGAAACUUUGAACUUUCCUUGAGAUAAAACCGGUGGGACAGAGUUACUGGCAGAUAAAGGAGGAAGUUGGCGGUCUAGAGCAACAUUUUUUAUAUAGAGCCUGGGCUUAAAUAGAGUUAUCUUCAGGUGAAACAAGGUCCUUCUCCUACAAGGUGACGGUGAGGAGGGGCGAUGGACUUCGUGGCGGGAUGCAUCGGAGGUGCUGCUGGAGUCUUGGUUGGACAUCCUUUUGACACAGUUAAGGUGAGACUGCAGGUCCAGAGUAUUGAUAAGCCUCUGUACCGGGGGACCUACCACUGUUUCCAGUCCAUCAUACGACAGGAGACGAUAUUUGGCUUGUACAAAGGCAUUGGAUCCCCCAUGAUGGGCCUGACAUUCAUCAAUGCUUUAGUGUUUGGUGUUCAGGGAAACACCAUGCGGCUGUUGGGACAUGACACCCCCAUGAACCAGUUCCUCGCCGGAGCAGCGGCAGGUGCCAUCCAGUGCAUCAUCUGCUGCCCAAUGGAGCUGGCUAAAACACGCAUGCAAAUGCAGGGAACCGGAGAGAAGAAGUCUUCGAGGAAGCUGUACAAGAACUCCCUCGACUGCUUGGCUCGCAUCUACAACCGGGAGGGUCUGUGGGGCGUAAACAGAGGAAUGCUGACCACGCUCAUCCGAGAGACACCAGGAUUUGGUGUGUAUUUCCUGGCCUAUGACGUUAUGACACGCAGCCUUGGCUGUGAGCCAGACGACCGCUACAUGAUCCCCAAACUGCUGUUCGCUGGGGGCAUGGCUGGCAUCGCCUCCUGGCUCUCCACCUACCCAGUAGAUGUGAUCAAAUCACGCCUGCAGGCAGACGGGGUGGGUGGAGUGAACCAGUACAGCAGCAUCGCUGACUGCGUGCGACAGAGUGUCAGGAGAGAGGGCUACAUGGUGUUCACGCGAGGCCUCACCUCAACGCUGCUACGAGCCUUCCCUGUGAACGCGGCUACCUUCGCCACGGUCACCCUCAUCCUCAUGUAUGCUCAAGGGGUGGAGGAGGGACCUAAAGACUGUGAAGCAGCUCCUUCAGGUCACCACACACAGAUCCAGCAGCAGGCCCAACCCUCCAGCCUGUGACAGCCCUGACGUCUCACCCUUGCAAAUUACUCAUACAAAACCUUUAUUUCUGUCUGACUCUGUUUCUCAUCAGACCAGUCAUUCCAAACACUGAGUCAGAAAACCAGUUUAUACAAACUCUUGUUUUUACAUCUUAAAUAAAGGAAAGAAAGGAGAAGGUUUUAUUUAUUUUUAACAAUGUUUUGGUUGGCCUCUGAUCGUGCAGUCUUGUGAAACCGAUGGUGAUGCCUCUUAUUAGAAGGACUUUGAUACUGAUUACUGAUACUGAUUUCUUUUUUUAAUGUAUGUUGGAAACAAUAUUUCUGCCUUGUGAACGCUUUUUAGGAAGCCGAAGCUCCUAAUCCUCUGAAGAGCCAAGCAUCUGAUAAGUGUGAAGAACUUAUCGUGUGCGUGCGUGCGUGCGUGUUUGUAAUUCAAACCAAAAAUCAUACUGCAGCUUUCUGAUGAUAACUUAAGCACUGAUGGUCCAUAUAGCUCAUGUUUUACAGAAAUGCACUGGUCUGAAGGCUCCAGAGGGAAAGUAAAGCCUAUGUGUGUGGAUUGUAAAUUGCUUUUCUGUUUUCUGUUUUCUUUGUCCGUCAGUCUGGGAGCGUAUUACGUUUCAUCAUUCUGGCUUUUCUCCUGCAUAAACGUCACAAUCCAGAAGUGGAACAUGGCACUACACCUGGCACUGUACUGGUACUGCUAAUCUUUGUUUUAUUUAUUUUUGAUUAUCAUUUUAUUUUUAUUUUUUUUAUGUAUACCUUCUAAAGCCAGGGAUGGUAUGGGUUUUAUAUGGUUCUGCAAUUUCAUGUCAUGUGGGGCUAUCUAUAAUAUAAUAUAUAUAAUAUCUAUAAGUAUCUCGGUUUUGCAGAUGUAACUCUGUGUAUGUUUCAAGUUCAUUCUGGUUGGAGAAAUACAACCCCACAUUUGUACCCAGAACUUGCCCCAGGACUUUUUUGGCACUAUAUAACUCAUGAUAUGGAUGACAGAUUGAGUGGACUGAGGCCAGAAAAGCUUUUAAAAGCCUUUUGAAAAAGACUACAUUUUUUGUGAGGCUUUGUUUUAUUCUUGACCUGCAUGGUGUGUCCCUGUGGAAAUAUUUAAAGUGAUUGUUUCCCUAAAUUUGCACCAAUAGUUUGUAUACUGUACCUAAUCUGGAUGUGGGCCAUAAUAAUUUAUUUUAUGGAGUGUUUGUAGUCGCUUAUUUAUUUAAAAGUGUUGCUGAUGAGUUUGGAUUGUCUGCUUUCUGCAUGGGCUUGGUCAACAUCCAAUAUUUUUGUUUCUGUAUUUUGUGUCUGAAUAUUUUAUUUUUUGCUGUAAAGUCCAAGUGCAAAAGCUUCCCCAGCUCUAAAACUAGCUACGAUAUCAAACUGUUGCGAUGUGUGAAUGACUACUGUCUACACUCUAUGACCAAAGUAGGUGGACAACAGACCCUCACAAUUAUACUGUAGCUUGAUGAACUUCAUCAUCUCUAACUAUGGGCACUGAUGUGAAUUUAAACCCUUAAGCUUUAACAGGUAAACUAUUGUUUCAUCAUGUUGCAUUUAGGAGAAACUUCAUUGGAAAUAAGUGGAGGGGUGAAAUGCCCCCGGACCAAGAUCCCUCCUCUGACUUUGGUGAUAUAGUGUAGAACAUUGUCUUGAAUGUAUCCCACCUGAAACUCAUUGAAGGAUGACAUCAUUUCUUUGGGCCCUGCUAUUUAAAUGUAGAUGUCCCUUGUUGUGAAAAUUGCUGCUGAAAUGCUGCCUAGAUACUUGAAAACCUACAAGGCUCGUUGUGGUUUGAUGCUAUGUGAUGAUGACUAAUGAAAGUGGAACAUUUAAAAAGGGAGAUUUUUUUUGUCUGUAGAUGUUGCUUGUGUUUAAUAACUCCACCUCUGAACACGGACUGUUAUCUAUGUUUCAAUAAUGUAGAUUAUGUCUCAAACAAACAUUGAGUCCAUCUGUUGUGAAGGAUGCAAUAUGUACAGGAUGUUACUAUUGAUGUGAUAUAGCAUUGAAGUGGUAUUGUAAAUAUAUAUAUAGGCAUAUAUAACGUCUAUUUUUCAGUCUAAAGUAGUGGUACCCCGAAACUCUGAGCAGUUUUUAAAGACUUGGUGUGAGCUGUUUGUGUCAGCUCUUCAACUGAAUAGAUUAUAUAUGAGACUGAGACUUCAUAUUUUUGUAACAUAGUCAAACAUAUUCCUAUUUGUCUACAUUUGUCACUGAGCAUCUGUACAAAUGGGUAAAUAAAACUCAUUCAGAAAAC
Messenger RNA from Labrus mixtus (cuckoo wrasse), 3568 nucleotides. RefSeq names its product solute carrier family 25 member 29. Gene Ontology annotation, biological process: mitochondrial L-ornithine transmembrane transport. The record is from RefSeq and is a predicted model, not a curated record. The transcript is spliced from 4 exons. Gene Ontology annotation, molecular function: high-affinity L-arginine transmembrane transporter activity. The coding region runs from base 413 to 1339 and encodes 308 amino acids. Lineage: Eukaryota; Metazoa; Chordata; Actinopteri; Labriformes; Labridae. Gene Ontology annotation, cellular component: mitochondrion.